AUGUGGGCCUUUCUAAUUCUUCAUAUCCUGGGACUAACCAUCUGUCAGGUAAGCCCCAGCAAUUCAACACAAAUUUAUAAUGUCAAACUGAGAAUAGAGAACAAUGCAAUCAAAAACGUAACCGAGAUACUGAAACCUUUUGUGAGCACCACCAGCCUGAACGUUGACGACCUAAAAAUGACAACAACCUGUCAGAGCAUCCCGAAAGGCACAACUUGUAACUGCGAGUCUGGCUUCAGAUGGAGCGAUAAAGUUUGUCAGUCUAGUCAGAAAUGUUGCGGUGACGAGCAAUGCACCUUCACCGGCAACUCAGCUAGCAUGUGUGUUUCAAACACAACAGUUUCUAUCAAAGGAUUCAUCAAUUUGCGCGGAGGGUAUGUCGACUGUCUGACAGAUAAAACCUCUGAAAAAUACAAGAAGUGUCAUGACAAAUUGUUAAAAGAGAUGAAAAAAGUGUACAGCACUUUGAAGGGAUUUGACAGCUUACAUAUUACCGAAUUCAGGGUUGGAAGCGUCAUCGCAGAAUUUGAACUUAUCAUCGCUAACGAGGUCAAUUCACAAGAGUUGAGUGAAAAAAUGAAACUUCUGAACGAAACUCUGUCAGGAUUCCUUGUCAUGGAGACUAAAGGUGUUGUCCAUUUCCACCCGCCGCCUAGCCCAGUGUGUUACAACGAUCAUCCCAAACUGAAAUGCACAUUACAGGAGGACCUGAAAGUGGAACCAAAGUGGAGGCUGAAAAAUGAAUAUGAAAAAGUGUUUGAGAUAUUUAAUGGCACAGAGUCAAGGGUCCAAAUAGCAACAAUGGAAACCAGUGUCACACUGAACAACAUAUCCCGACGCUGGACAGGAGAGUAUACAUGUACCUAUCAUCAAAAGUCAGACUUAUACAACAUAUCUCACAAAGCCAGCACUGCAUUGGACAUAUCCCUCCUGCCAGACAUUGACAUCACCACUGACCCACCGUUUCCACACUGCCGUAAAAGUUCAGAUUUACUAAACAUUAAAGUCAAAUGUGAGAUAGAGAGCAGCCAUGAAAAUUACACUGUGUCAUGGGGCAAACACAAUGUCCUUGGAGAAAUAAAACCUGCAAGUCGUCCUGGGAAAACUAAAGGACCUGAAGUUCAUGCAGCUGAUACAAUCCUUGUGUGUGACAAAAGCAAAGACAUGCCAAAUAUAUGGUGCACUUUUAAGAACAGGUGCAACGAAAGCAGAACAGCCUCAACAGAUAUCAAUAUCAUAUAUGAAACCGAUCAGUUCUGUGAAGCUGACGGUGAUUGGUUGGAAACCAAAGCUGGAUUCACUGCAGUGUUAAAAUGCGCAAAUGCUUCUGGACAUCGAGAAAGGGAAUGCAGUAAGAGCCCUACAAAGGGGGUAUGGAAACCAGAGUUUUCAGCAUGUGUGAACACAGAAGUGAAUGAUGUGCUGCAGCAAGCAUACAUUGUUGACACUGGACUUGGCUCACUAGAUGCAAAUGCUGCAGAUGUGUUUUCCCGCCUUUCACAAGUCACUGAUGAGUCAGAGAUCAUCAGUGGCUUUGCAAACAUGAAUGCAUCUGUUCAAGUCCUCUCCAGUUUGAGUCAAAAGCUAAACGACAUAAAUAAUGAUUCAGUAAGGAAUAACUUUCUGGAGUCAUCCAGCAAUAUGCUGGAUAGAUCUCUCAACAACUCAUGGAAGGCAAACACUAACGAAGGCAAUAAUUCAUUGGCUGAGAGAUAUCUGAGUUCUGUCGAGCACUUGAUUCAGAUAACAAAUGUAACAAAUGCCCCUGAAAACAGAAACAUAAGGAUAGCUGCAGCCAAUUGCACGCAGAGCUCAAAAUGUAGCAACAAAGUUUUUAAUGCCAGUAUCUUUCUUUCUCCUGCCGACUCUGGCUUUGUAAAAACAGCUGGGUUUAAAGAACUGGAGAACUAUUUGCCCAACAAAGAUCAAGGAUAUGAGCCUAACAGCAUUGUUGUGUCAACAACUGCUGAAAGGGGACAAUUGGAUUCAGUUGAGAUUAGAAUCCACUUUCCAUUGCACAGAAAAAGGCGUCCCCACACAUUCAUGAGGUGUGUCUACUGGAAUAACAACACUGGAGGUUGGUCAGAUGAUGGCUGCGAAUGGGACGGUUCCUCCAAUGAGGGACUUUGCAUUUGCAAACAUUUGUCUUCAUUUGCCAUUCUUAUGUCAAGGUAUCCAGUGAAAGUCCCCUGGAUAACAGAGGUUACCUACGUUGGACUGUCUGUAUCAGUCGUGUCACUCAUUAUCAGCCUCGUGGUAGAACUGCUCGUCUGGAACACUGUAGUGAAGACAAGUACUUUGUAUUUGCGCCACACUGCCCACGUUAACGUUUCUCUAUGUCUGCUAGUUGCAGAUAUCAGUUUUUUAGCAUCCUCUAAGCCCAGUGAUAUUUCAGAAAUGUGGUGCAAGGUUUUUGUCGUGUUAAAGCAUUUCUGUUACCUGUCCAUGUUCUUCUGGAUGUUUUGUCUGAGCAGCAUGCUCCUUCACCAAGCAACUUUUCUGUUCCAUAAUGUGAGCAAGAAAAUCUACCUGAGGUUGUCACUCUUCCUGGGCUAUGUGUGUCCUUUGCUGAUUGUUGUCAUCACAGUUCUUAGCUAUAAGGGUGGUGCUGAAGGCGAGUACUUCUCCCAUGAGACCUGUUGGCUGCGUUACACUGGACUUAUGAAAGGGUCCAUCCACACAUUUGUCGUACCAGUCGGUACCAUUGUCAUAUUCAAUGUGUUCUCCAUGCUGGUGGUGAUCAUGAAGCUUUUGGAUCGCCCUCCGAAUACAGAGCGGUCCAAUGAACAGGAGAGAAAAGCUGCCCUAACUGUCAUUAGGUCAGUUAUCCUUCUGACUCCAAUCUUUGGUGUGACUUGGAUUUUCGGCUUUGCCGUGAUGCUUCUUGACCUCACAAGUGGAACCGUGGUCUUCGUAAUCAAUUAUGCCUUUACCCUGCUGAACUCCUUCCAGGGUUUCUUCAUUUUGUUGACCACAUGCCUGGGGGACAAACUGCCUCUGGCAUCGACUACUGACAGCACCAUCAAGUUAGACUCAAGUGGGAAGAAGUAA
Molecule: messenger RNA, 3051 nt
Organism: Epinephelus moara (kelp grouper)
Lineage: Eukaryota; Metazoa; Chordata; Actinopteri; Perciformes; Serranidae
Gene: adgrf3a
Product: adhesion G protein-coupled receptor F3a
Exons: 15
Coding region: 1-3051 (1016 amino acids)
Biological process (GO): cell surface receptor signaling pathway; G protein-coupled receptor signaling pathway
Cellular component (GO): membrane
Molecular function (GO): G protein-coupled receptor activity
Source: RefSeq, a predicted model, not a curated record